AUGGCAAUGGCACCUACCAUUCCUAUGAGAAUGAAACCGAAGAAGAGUCUCCAAAUUCAUUGUCACUUGACUUUUGCAACAACGUUCGACAAAAUUACUCAACUAGCUACAAAAGAUGACAAUAAGAAGACAAAGGUUGUGUUCGUACUAGGAACAACUGCUGUCGGAAAAUCAAAACUCUCCAUUGAUCUGGCCACUCACUUUCAAGGUGAAAUCAUCAACUCCGACAAAAUUCAAGUCUACAAGGGCCUUGACAUAUUAACUAACAAAAUUCCUGAAGAUGAGCGCAGAGGUGUGCCUCAUCAUUUGCUAGGGUUUGUGGAACCGGAUAGAGAGUUUACCACACAGGACUUUUGCAACCAUGUACACACGGCCAUGAAUCAAGUUAUGGAGAAUGGAAACAAUCCGAUUAUUGUUGGUGGAUCGAAUAGGUACAUGGAGGCACUUGUCGACGAAGAUUCAAUGUUCGACUUCAAAGCAAAUUAUGAUCCUUGCUUUCUAUGGGUGGAUGUUGCUUUGCCAAUUUUACUCGAUUGCACGUCGAGAAGAGUUGAUGAGAUGGUUGAGGCUGGUCUGGUUGAUGAGGUUCGAGAUAUCUUUGCUCGAGGUAUAGAUCGAACUUGGGGGAUUUGGAAGGCUAUUGGGAUUCCAGAGUUGGAGGCAUACAUUCAAGCUGAAAGGAAAAUGGCUGAUGAGAAGACCAAGAAAAUGUUACUUGAUACUGCUAUUUAUGAGAUUAAGAAAAACACCAACAAACUAAUCAAUUCACAACUAAUGAAAAUCAAACGGUUAAGAAACGAGAAAGGAUGGAAAUUGCAUCAUAUUGAUGCUACUCGUGUGUAUGAGAAAAGUGGAAAAAUAGCUAAGGAUGUAUGGGAUAAGGAGGUUUUGAGACCUAGCUUAGAGAUUCUUGCUAAUUUUUUUAGGAAGAAAAUGAGAAAACAUGAGUUGUGGAGACUUGCCUUGAACAUUAAAACUAUGCCAAUGGCACCUACUAUUCCUACGAGAAUGAGACCUAAGAAGAAUCUCCAAAUUCAUUGUCACUUGACUGUAGUAAAUACAAAGGAUGGCCUAAAUCGCCCCAUAUCAUUUCAUUUGAAGGCCAUACAAUUUGAGUAA
Molecule: messenger RNA, 1119 nt
Organism: Dovyalis caffra
Lineage: Eukaryota; Viridiplantae; Streptophyta; Magnoliopsida; Malpighiales; Salicaceae
Source: the annotation of a GenBank genome assembly